GCCGCUCGCCCGCGCAGGAGCACCUGUCGGCGCAGCUGCAGCGGCCGGUCCUGGCCGGGAUGGGAAGCAACGCAUCGCCCCUCCGUAGUGUCAUCCGCGGCAACUCUUACGCCGACGGCGGCGCUCCCACGACACAAAGGGCUGGGAUGCUGGACACCCGCGGUAUAAAAGUGGACGACGCCGGCGCCUGGGGCGUCACAGCACACCCAGGCCCUAGCGCGCCACGACCACCACGCCCUGCACCAUGACCACCGCAGUGAUCCGAGCGUCCUCGCUGUUGCUGCUGCUGCUGUCGCUGUUUUCGCGGGCCGCGAAGGCCGAGCCGCAGAUCGCCGCGUUCGGGAUGCCACUCGGGUCGCUCGCGCCCCUCGCGCCGCUGGCCCCCGCCGCAGCGCUCAUGAUCGGCUACCCGGCCGGCGGCGCCCAGCCGUACCCGGCCUACCCGGCGCCCCCAGCCUACGCCAGUGCCUACCCCUACUUUCACCACCACCACGGCCCGCCCUUCGGCUGGCACGGCUUCCACGGCGGCUACGGCCACCACGGCGGCUACGGCCAGCACCACGGCUACCACCACCCGCACCACGCCUACCACGGGCCGCCCAUGCCGCACUUCCACUAGCACGGGCUGACUUGUAGGCGUGUAUGAGUGUGUGCGUGUGUGUAUUUAUUUUAGUGAUUAAGUGUGAAUAAAAAGGAUGAGAGAUGGGUGCAAAACAA
This is a messenger RNA of Frankliniella occidentalis (western flower thrips), 717 nucleotides long. Its product is annotated as protein kreg-1-like. Lineage: Eukaryota; Metazoa; Arthropoda; Insecta; Thysanoptera; Thripidae. Bases 245 to 619 code for a protein of 124 amino acids. The transcript has 3 exons. The record is from RefSeq and is a predicted model, not a curated record.